Molecule: messenger RNA, 1460 nt
Organism: Drosophila suzukii
Lineage: Eukaryota; Metazoa; Arthropoda; Insecta; Diptera; Drosophilidae
Source: RefSeq, a predicted model, not a curated record
GUACAUCAUCUGGCACCUCUUCCCAUUAAUUGAAGGCCUGCCGCGCUUCAACGCGGGCGAUGUUUGGUCAUUUCACUGUUUGUUUUGUUUACUAUGUUCGAUGCGAUGCCCGACUAUCGAAAGCUGCGAGCAGGGGCGUAGCAAAGCUGAUCAUCUCUAAUAAAUUACCCGCAACAGGUCGGCCAGCAACGAUCAUACUAAAAUUACAAUAAAAUAUUAUAUUAAGAAUAAUACCAGAUUAGCAUAAAAUACUAACUCUUUAUACCAAUGUAAUAUGGAAAAGAUUUGAAGAAAGAGAGUUGGUAACAUUGUUGAAUAGAAAAUCUCUUGGAAUAAACGCACAAUUUUCACAGAUGACGGCUAAGCAAUGUUUUGAACAAAACCAGUGGGUUCGCGAAGUUGCAAAUUUACUCCUGCUCCCUGAGCAAACAUAGGAUAUAUAAUGACGUACAAUUAUUAAUUGUUGAACGGUGCGGCCCGCUCGAACGCACGACUGCUCCAGGAGAUGGCCUCCAAUGUCCGCAGCAAACUGGGAACGUACGGCGUCCAUCACCAGGUUGAGUUCGUCUUCAUUUCGCCCCGGUCGCCUCAUUUUGGGGGCCUAUGGGAGGCCGCCGUCAAAUCCGACAAACACCUUCUUUUGAGGGCCGUCGGAAAGCCUUGCUGAAGGAGGACGAAGUCCAGACGAUCCUGGUUGAAGUGGAAGCAGUGCUUAACUCGCGUCCGCUAGUAGCUGACAGCAGCAACCCCAACGACGGAGAGGCAAUUACUCCAGCCCAUUUUCUGGUAGGCACUACGCUCGCUGCUUUACCCCCAGGAUCGGCACCUCCUUAUCCGGACACCAUCUACAACGCUGGCAGCCUAUAUCAGGCAUCAAACGACGGUUUUGGCGAGACUGGUCCCGUGACUAUAUAUCGGGGCCGCAGCAAAGAGUUAAUUGGACAAAGGAAUCGGAAUGGAAUACCAGGAACCAUCGUCGUCACCAAAGAGGAUAAUUUACCGCCCCAGAAGUGGCUGCUCGGCAGAGUCACGUAAGUAACGCAAGGAUCGGAUGACAAGGUGCGCGUUGCUCUAGUACAAACCAAGCAAGGCGUAAACAAGCGAUCAGUACAUCAUCUGGCACCUCUUCCCAUUAAUUGAAGGCCUGCCGCGCUUCAACGCGGGCGAUGUUUGGUCAUUUCACUGUUUGUUUUGUUUACUAUGUUCGAUGCGAUGCCCGACUAUCGAAAGCUGCGAGCAGGGGCGUAGCAAAGCUGAUCAUCUCUAAUAAAUUACCCGCAACAGGACGGCCAGCAACGAUCAUACUUAAAUUACAAUAAAAUACUAUAUUAAGAAUAAUACCAGAUUAGCAUAAAAUAUAACUCUUCAUACCAAUGUAAUACGGAAAAGAUUUGAAGAAAGAGAGUUGGUAACAUUGUUGAAUAGAAAAUCUCUUGGAAUAAACGCACAAUUUACACAGA